Molecule: messenger RNA, 2427 nt
Organism: Cololabis saira (Pacific saury)
Lineage: Eukaryota; Metazoa; Chordata; Actinopteri; Beloniformes; Belonidae
Gene: crhr1
Product: corticotropin releasing hormone receptor 1
Exons: 14
Coding region: 228-1538 (436 amino acids)
Biological process (GO): adenylate cyclase-activating G protein-coupled receptor signaling pathway; cell surface receptor signaling pathway
Cellular component (GO): neuron projection; plasma membrane
Molecular function (GO): corticotropin-releasing hormone binding; corticotropin-releasing hormone receptor activity; corticotrophin-releasing factor receptor activity
Source: RefSeq, a predicted model, not a curated record
ACACCUGAUUGGCAUCUGUGUGGCUGCAUGCGCGCGUCUCCUGGUCACAUCUCCAACCACGACGCGCCUUUGGCACCAUUCAAACACAAUCAGUGUCCGCUUUUACCACUUUUCCCUGCAUAAUUACACGGUUUUAAGGAUAAUCUUAAAAGGAGUGUGUUCAAGCACGAAGACGCGUCAAGUAGCAUUUUAUUUUGCAAAUGAAAAUGAUGUGAAAAGGUGUGGAAAUGCGUCGUAAAUGCCUCUAUCUGCUUCAGGUGUGUGUCGUGGCGAGCCUCCUGCCAUCGGCCUCUUCGCUAGAUCUGACAUGUGAAGCUCUGCUCUUGCUGUCGGGGAAUAUCUCAUUGCAGUCCCUGGCCGCCUCCUGGAACCAAACCCUGAGCAACACCACAAGCCAGUGGAGCGGUUCGGGAACCUACUGUGACACGUCCAUCGAUGGCAUCGGCACCUGCUGGCCCAGGAGCGGCGCCGGCCAGAUCGUGUCCCGACCCUGUCCGGAGAUGUUCUACGGCGUCAGAUACAACACCACCAAUAAUGUUUAUAGGAAAUGUCUUGCAAAUGGGACCUGGGCACUGAAAGGAAACUACUCCAUGUGUAAGGCCAUACUACACGAGGAGAAAAAAAGCAAGAUGCACUACCACAUUGCCGUGAUCAUCAACUUCCUGGGUCACUGCAUCUCGAUGGUAGCUCUGCUCAUCGCCUUCUUCCUUUUCCUGUGCUUGAGGAGUAUCCGCUGCCUGAGAAACAUCAUCCACUGGAACCUGAUCACCGCCUUCAUCCUGAGGAAUGCCACCUGGUUCAUCGUUCAGCUGACCAUGAGCCCAGAGGUGCAUGAAAGUAAUGUGAUUUGGUGUCGCCUUGUCACUGCUUCGUUCAACUAUUUCCACUCCACCAACUUCUUCUGGAUGUUUGGAGAGGGCUGCUACCUCCACACGGCCAUCGUCCUCACAUACUCCACUGACAAGCUCCGCAAAUGGAUGUUCAUCUGCAUCGGCUGGUGUAUACCCUUCCCUAUAAUAGUGGCGUGGGCCAUCGGCAAGCUGUACUAUGACAACGAGAAGUGCUGGUUUGGCAAGCGGGCCGGUGUGUACACUGACUACAUAUAUCAAGGUCCCAUGAUCCUCGUGUUGGUGAUUAACUUCAUUUUCCUCUUCAACAUUGUGAGAAUUCUCAUGACCAAACUGCGAGCCUCUACAACAUCGGAGACGAUCCAGUACAGGAAAGCUGUGAAGGCUACUCUGGUACUUCUUCCUCUACUGGGAAUCACCUACAUGCUGUUUUUUGUCAACCCAGGGGAAGAUGAGAUCUCUCAAAUUGUCUUCAUUUAUUUCAACUCGUUUUUGGAAUCCUUCCAGGGCUUCUUCGUGUCAGUAUUUUACUGCUUCCUAAACAGUGAGGUCCGCUCAGCGGUGAGGAAGCGGUUCCACCGCUGGCAGGAGCAGCAUUCGAUCAGAGCCAGGAUGACCCAGGCUAUGUCUAUCCCUACUUCACCUUCACGGGUCAGUUUUCACAGCAUCAAGCAGUCCACAUCCCUAUGAAAGAGGAUCCAGCUCUGUCCUGCACCAGCGCUGCGUGAGACACCUCCAGCUGUCAUUGUCAUCGUUUUCUGUCACCUCGCUAGCGCACACCAAAAGACUUUCUGAGCUGGCACAAAGCGCAGGACAGAGACUGCAUCAGUCUCCUAAAGCUCAGGAGGGACAUUUCACAGACUUUCUGGAGAAAAUGGACGGGGACGGGGACGGGGAAGGAUAUUGCAGACUUUGUGAUGUGAGAGGUUAGUGGAUCAAAAGAUACACGUGACCAAGCUGAUCUGUGUGUUUCAUUGUGAAUGUACAGCACUUCAUUUAGAUUAAUGUUAACGCCAUUAUUGCCAUAAAAACUGUUUAUUGUGUUUUUAUUUUAUUUUAUUUUGUCAUCAUCUUCAUCAUUAAGAGUUUGGACACUUGACUGCACUGAACUGGAGUCCGUCUCAGUGAGCGCCACACUGGCGCGACAGAGGCCAUGUCGGAUCUGUUCACGUUCACGUUCAUGUUUACGGUUUUUGUUUUCUCCGUGUGGUUAUUUCGAUGUCUUGCUUUCAGUGCGUAUGCUGAGCUCAGUACAGUUGUGCUACUUUCAACAACUUUCUGGGAAUGUUAAACACAUUCCUCCAUUUCUACCUGAAGAGUUUUGUUCCAGAAAAACCCAUCAGGAUGCAUCUGAAGCAUUAAAGGUGACAUGCUGGGCCCCUCUCUGACCUGCUGACAGUCCCAUCAGAUAUUAAUGAGACGCCUGGGACAUGCUCUGAUCAAAGCAGCGCAAACAAGCCGUUCCUCAGCUCUUUUUCAACAGUGAGUUUGCAGCUCUCCUCAUAGCACUUGUAUUAUGGGCUGGAGGCCUACUCCACUCCAACCCCACAACCUCUCCUACAAGGUGUGCCUAUUUGGA